GCAGGGGCUCAGCAUUGCGGGGAAGGUCAUGAGAUCUCGAGCCGCUUGGCGUAUCCCACCGUGGCAAUCUCUAGCCUAUCUCUUGCCAGUCCAGACAAGGAUAUAAAACAACGAUAGAGCGACGAGUCGACGAUACGCUAUCGUCAAGUCGCUAUCUAGCAUACCUUGCUCGACACCUUGCGCCGCCAAGAUAACGAGCCACGUCUUUGACUACCUCAUACGCCACACAUCUCCUCUCCCUCACACGACAACACCUCCCAGACUACCAGUCACACACAUUAUGCAAACUAUCGAAGAGCCUCACACUACCGCCGCUGGACAUCAUGACGUCGCCUUUGACCCUGCGCGUCACCUUGCCUUUGAGCCUCCCAAGGAGCGACUGACCAUGUCUCAGCUUGGUCUGGGCGACACGCCGGCGCCAUCUGGCGUUGCAGUCACCUCUCCAUUCUCUCUGGCCUCGCCGACUGGAGUUCGUGAACUUCGUGCCUCGCUUUUGCAGCCAAAGUGCAUCGCCAAGCACCUUGUCUGGAACGAUCUAAACGGUCCUCACGCUCAGCUUCGCGGAAUGGCGCCUCACACCGCCAAGUUCAUCUACGACUUCUGGACGCACCCCGAGACGAUGCGCGCCCUCUGCGAGGCUGCCAAUGAGGAAUUGGUUCCGUUCUACGACUACGAGAUCGGUUCCACUAACUUCCAAGUCCCUGCCGGCAAGGAGCGAGGCCAGUACAUCAAGUCCCUCUCCGCGGACCCCUUCGCGAACGCUGGACGCGCUAGCGCGGGCAAUGCACAGUCGUCUGCCUCAUCUGAGGACACCGACGAUGCUCCCCCUGUGGUCGGUUUCCACCGUGACGCGUAUCCAUGGGUCUGCGUGCUCAUGCUGUCCGACGUCUCGGGCAUGAAGGGCGGGGAGACGGCUCUGCGAAUGGGGUCGGGCGAACUCUUCAAGGCUCGAGGACCGGCCCUUGGGUCCGCUGUCAUGAUGCAAGGCGGCUACAUCACGCACGCCGCACUGCCAGCUCAGGCAGUACCCGGUGCUAGCAGCGAACGCAUCACCAUGGUUACGGCCUUCCGCAAGCGCGACGCCUUUGGAUGGAAGGACAUCUCAAACUUGGGCAACAUUCGCACGGCCUCCAACUGGAACGAGAUCUACGCACAGUGGGUCGUCUCCCGACUCGAGGGUAUCCAAGAGAAGGCCGCCGGCUUCCAGCGAGUCCUUGAGGCGAGGCGACGCUACGUUCAGCAGCGUUACAACGACGGAUUUUUGCAGGCGCCCAUCAUCACUCAUGACGAGGUGCUGCGCUUCAAGGAGGAGCUCGAUGAACACCUCCAGCGCGCCCUCGAUGAGAUGAAGCCCUACGGAGACCCCACUGAUCUCUGGACGCCGCGCUUGCCCGGUGUUAACAGUAACGCCAGCCUCUAAGCCACUCAUCACCGGCGGCUCACUCGUGCGCUUGACGCGCCCAUCAUCAGCUCUAUACCUUCUCUGUCAAUGUUUCUUUCUCAAUCUCUUGACGCUAUUCGAAUUCUAUCAUGCUUGUGACAAUAUC
Molecule: messenger RNA, 1547 nt
Organism: Jaminaea rosea
Lineage: Eukaryota; Fungi; Basidiomycota; Exobasidiomycetes; Microstromatales
Exons: 3
Coding region: 281-1420 (379 amino acids)
Source: RefSeq, a predicted model, not a curated record